UGGGGAGAGAGAGAGGGAGGUCAGUGUGUCUUAGCCUGGGCCAGUCUCAACCACCCAGUACACUGGACUGAGGAACAGCAGUUAGUGGAGGCGAAGUCUGGAGGUUCCAAACCCCCUGAAGAUGUAUGGGUUGUAUCUGGAAGCAGUGAAUGACUACAUUAAUGAGUCCUACGGGGAGGACGUUUGGAGGCUGAUCGAGGCCCGGGCAGAGAUCCCUCACCUCAAGUUUGUGCGCCACCAGAUGUACAAUGACAAUCUGAUCCUUCGUCUGGCUAAAGCAGCUGGAGAGGUUCUUGGAAAGACGCAUGAUGAACUGAUGUACGCUUUUGGGGUCUAUAUGGUCAAGCGAAUAGGAAACUAUGGCUAUGAGCGAAUUCUCAAGGUGCUGGGGCGUAAUGUGCGCGACUUCAUCAAUGAGUUGGAUAACCUGCACGAGUAUUUCCGCUUCUCCUUCCCCAAAGUGCAGCCGCCCAGUUUCUGUGUGGAAGAGGAGUGUGAGACCAGCUUGACGCUGCACUACCGCUCCACCAGGAAGGGAUUUACUCAGUUUGUCAAAGGGCAACUCUCUCAAGUGGGCCGACAAUUUUACAACACAGACAUUGAAGUGGAGAUCCUGUCUAAAGAGGAGACAGAGAAAAUGACAUACGUGGUAUAUAAGAUGAACUUCGACAAUGCUGCGUUUAAGCACCGGAUGCCCCAGCAGAAGACAGCUCCUGGUUAUGAGAAGCUCCCUAUGAAGAGGGGUAUCUUCUUUGACAUGUUCCCCUUUAGUGUGAUCUUCCGCAGAGACAUGACCAUGUAUCGCAUCGGAGAUGGCCUGAAGGAAGUGUUCUCUGAUCUGCAAGGCAAAAAGGUCAACGAGGAAUUCACCCUGGUGCGGCCCAUGCUGGAGUUUAGUUGGGAUAAUAUCUACACUCACCUCAACAAUGUGUUUGAGUUGCUGUCAAAAGCUGUGGUAGAGAGCAAGCAAAAGGUCAACAUCCCCAAACUAAGCAAAGAAGAGCCAGAGGAGAAGGAGGAGAGCGAGAAGCCAAAAAAGGAAGAAAGAGACAUAAAGGUAAUGGAGGAGAUGAAAGGAGCAGAUCAGGAGUACAGCAGUACGCUAACCCAGUACAACAGCUCUGCUAACUCUGGAGGAGAGGACAUUGAACUGCUUGCCUUCCAGACAGUCACUGGUAAAUGCAGUGAAACCAUAUUUGAGGACAUGCGGGAGCCACCCAAGAAGCCUCUCCAUCUGAAGGGCCAGAUGAAAUAUGUUCCUCAGUGGGAUUCCCUAAUCUUCCUCGGCACACCCAUUAUUGAGACAGUGGAGGACAUGAUUAAAAUGGGUGUUUACGUCAAUGACCUCAACCUGCAUGACUCCAGCAGAGAGCUCAUUCUGGCAGGAACUCAGCAAUCAGCCGAGCUGCAGCUGGCCCUUGAUCAGGAGCAGCAGAAAUAUGCCCAACUGCAAGAGAUCAUUAAAAAGCUGGAUGAGGAGAAGAAGAGAGGUGACUCGCUGCUGUAUGCCAUGAUACCAAAAGCUGUAGCUGACAGACUGCGCAAAGGCAUCACAGCCCUCGAGACCUGUCAGGUGUUCCCGGAUGUGACCAUCUUGUUCAGCGAUGUAGUGAAGUUUAAUGAGAUCUGCAUCCACAUCACACCUAUGCAGGUGGUGGACAUGCUCAAUGAGAUCUACAUAGUUUUCGACACCCUCAGUGAGAAGCACAAUGUCUACAAGGUGGAGACCAUAAGAGAUGCCUACAUGGUGGUAGCUGGAGUGCCCAAUAAGACCACGUUUCAUGCCCACCAUAUCUGUGACAUGGCUCUAGACAUGUUGAGCUCCAUCGACCACCUCAAAGACCCCUCCACUGGGGACAACAUUCAGAUCCGCGUCGGAAUCCAUUCUGGCAUGGUGGUAGCAGGGGUGGUGGGACUGAAGAUGCCACGCUACUGUCUGUUCGGGGACACGGUGAACACUGCUUCUCGCAUGGAGUCAAACGGAGUGGGCAUGCAAAUCCACAUUAGCCAGACCACCAAGGACCACUUGGAGCAUGAACCAUACAUCAUUGAAGAAAGGGGCAAGAUUUUUGUAAAGGGUAAAGGCUACAUGAAAACUUACUGGCUGAAAGGGAAGAAGGACUUGUCCUUUAAGACUCCAGCUGAGCUUCGGUACAGCAGUGAACAGAAAGACUCUGAAGACAGAAGCUCCAAUGAUUCCACUUGUACCAACACCAAGCGCUCUAACUCCAAUCUAAACAUCCCCAAUGAGGAGCAGGCAGAAGGCAAGCCCACCCCAGCAGACCUGCCCCCUGACACACUACCACCGCUGGAGGGCACUACGGACGCAAGCACAGUCACUAAUGAGCCCCAGGACAAGGAGAAGGUCAAAAAGACAAAGAACAACAAAGGAGGCAAGGCAGAGAAUUCCUCUGGUAAUGCACAGGAAAGCAGUCCCCCUGCUGGUAGCCAAAAGAAGACAAGCCCAGUGCUCAAUAAUAAAAAGCACAGCUUCAGAAACCAGUACGCACGGUUACCGGCCAACCUGCCCAUGCGCAGUACGGCCUGCACUCUGCUCUGAGAAGCCAGCAAAGAGUCAUCAUAUAGUCUAACACAGAAUGAACUUCUAAAACCCCUGCUUCACUGACAGAAUGAAUCUAGAACCAGCUUCUAGAGUUCUCAGACAACCUUACAGAAAAUAAACCGAAUUCCAGAACCUGAAGAGUAAAUUUCACCAUACAUGGAUAAUAAGUUUCACAGAUUUACACUCCAUUUAUCACCUGCUGACAUUUAGAGGCAUCAGUACUGAUACCACAGCAGUGUUUUAACCCGAUAU
Messenger RNA from Colossoma macropomum (tambaqui), 2815 nucleotides. RefSeq names its product soluble guanylate cyclase 88E-like. The transcript has 17 exons. Gene Ontology annotation, cellular component: guanylate cyclase complex, soluble. Lineage: Eukaryota; Metazoa; Chordata; Actinopteri; Characiformes; Serrasalmidae. Bases 122 to 2560 code for a protein of 812 amino acids. Gene Ontology annotation, biological process: cGMP biosynthetic process; nitric oxide-cGMP-mediated signaling; response to oxygen levels. The record is from RefSeq and is a predicted model, not a curated record. Gene Ontology annotation, molecular function: guanylate cyclase activity; heme binding; oxygen sensor activity.